Messenger RNA from Mycena citricolor, 2269 nucleotides. The record is from the annotation of a GenBank genome assembly. NCBI's taxonomy places the organism in Eukaryota, Fungi, Basidiomycota, Agaricomycetes, Agaricales, Mycenaceae.
GAAGGAGACAGACAUCUACAAGGUUCGUCUUCCAUCUCGUGCGUGUCUACGUCAGACGGGGACACACUCAUAGCGCUGCAUUCGCAGGUGAACCAAACCGGCGACCUGGCGUCGCUGAACUUCCUCACGUCCUCCCAAAUAUCGCUUCUCCCGAAUCUCCUCGCGCUGCGCGAUGCGCUCUACUCCCCCAAGUUCCGCGAGUUCCUGCGCGCCGUGACAGGGUGCGGUCCGCUCUCUGGGACGAAACGCGACAUGUCCGUCAACUCGUAUACGCGCGGGUGCCACCUGCUGAACCACGACGACGUGAUUGGCUCCCGGCGCGUCUCGUACAUCCUCUACAUGCCCCUGCCGCAUUUCCAGUACUGGCAGAAGGACUGGGGCGGGGCGCUCGAGCUCUACGCAACCGUCGUUGGCCCCGACGGCGAGCGCGAGCCCGUGUGCAUGCCGAGCAAAAGCAUCCCCCCGAGCUGGAAUCAGUUCAUCUUCUUCGAGGUCCAGCCGGGCGAGAGCUUCCAUUCGGUGGAGGAGGUUGUUGUGGGUGGAGAAGGCGAGGACGGGCGUGCGCGGUUGAGCAUCAGCGGGUGGUUCCACGCUGCGCAGGAGGGCGAGGACGGGCACGUUCCGGAACCAGCGGAAGGUGUGCCCAAAAGCUCGCGUGAGCAGCUGGCUAUGAGCUCGACUGCGUUCAAAGAAUAUCCUACAGAUCUAGAGCCUGAGGAGGCCUUGUCGGAGGAACACACGGCUUUCCUCUCCGAAUUUCUAAAUCCAGUCUAUUUGCAGCCGCGCACGAUGAAAGCGCUCGCAGCCCGAUUCGUGGAAGAAUCCUCGCUGGAACUGCACUCGUUCCUCUCCAAUGAUCUGGCACAUGCUCUGGGGCCGAGAUUACGCGAGCUGGACGCCGCUGAUGGUCUAGGCCCAGAUCGACUCGGGAAAGUUCCGCCCCACGAGUCGGGAACAAAGGGAGCGUGGGAUAUCCGGGGGCCACCCCACAAGUGGCGCUACUGCACGCUUCGGCCCCACGACGCGUUGGCCCCGGUGCAGGCCGUGACACCCCUGGCUGCCGGAUCGUCCGACGACAUCCUACGGGCUGUCCAGGACGAGCUGUUCUCCUCGCCAGCCUUCCGAGCCUGGAUCGCGAUUGUCUCGCGAUUGCUCCCGACACGAUAUGCAGUGGAGGCCCGGCGAUUCCGGCCCGGGUUGGACUACACCCUUGCGACGAGCGAAGAGAAGGAGGCCCGGCUGGACGUGGUGCUCGGACUGACGCCGGAGGUGCUCCAGGAAGACGCCGGCCCAGAUCCAGCAGGCAAGAAACGGACUCGCAAGACCCGGGAGGUCAAGCCCCGCGGCUGGCAGGCAGCAGAAUGGGGCGGCUGGGAAUGCUACAUGGCGCCGCACAACGAGGAGGACGAUCCCGCCGUCUACCGCGCGGGGACCAUCAAAAAGCCUGCGAGCGCUAAUGCCGAUACGAACGGGCACGCCAAUGGGAACGAGGACAUCGAAGAUGGAGACUCGGACGGAGAAGCCGAGGGACGUGAAUCGAUGGAGGUCGACGGUGAAGAGGAAGAGGACAGCACCCUGCUUACCGUCCAGCCGGGGUACAACCGGCUGUUGCUGGUUCUGCGAGACGAGCGCGUGAUGCGCUUCGUGAAGUACGUCUCCGCGCUCGCCGAGGGCUCGCGGUGGGACGUCUGCGGUGAAUACGAGGUCGGGAUGGUCGAGCAGGACGCGGACGGAGAUGGAAGCGCCGACGAGGACGAGAACGGGGCCGAGUGAUCGAUCUACACUAUCUUUUCAUCCUACAUACAUAGUCGUACUCAUACUAUUCAGGGGUAUUCGAAACGAACACGCUAAUCACGGGGCAUGUAGUCUGUAUCCAUCCGCCUUUCUUAUGUAUAACCUUUGUUUUCCCCCGGUCUCCCUGGGCAGCGCCUCAGUUCGUUCAGUCACUAGAGGGAUGCAGAGUCGAUCAAGUGCACCUUCGUUCAACAUAUAGCAUAACAACUUCUUGUCCAAGGCUGCAACUGCACUAGCUGAAUCACAAUCCUGAACCACAGCAUCCGAGCAGUCUUCUCAGAAGGAAAUCACUACACUCCAUCAACCAAUUAUUACGUCGUGCAUGCACUCACUAGUGCUGUCCAAAAGUCAUUACUGAGAUGGCAGGGAUGAUGCUUCGACGGCUGCAUUUCUGAGAACAAACAAUUCCAAGAUUCGGAGAUCUGCAACCUCUUCGAAUCUUCUCGUGGUAAAAGUACAUAGCAAGGAUUACAGA